AUGUCAUCAAAAUAUUCAAAUGAUGUUGAAUAUGAUUAUUUAUUUAAAAUAUUAAUUAUUGGUGAUAGUGGAGUUGGAAAAACAGCAAUUUUACAACGAUUUACUCACAAUUAUUUUUCGAAUGAAUAUUUAGCUACUAUAGGUGUUGAUUUUCAACUUCGAACAAUUAAUGUUGAUACAAAACGUUGUAAAUUACAAGUAUGGGAUACAGCUGGUCAAGAUCGUUUUAAAUGUGUUGUAUCAACAUUUUAUCGUGGUGCACAUGGUGUUAUAAUUUGUUUUGAUAUAACAGAUAUUCAAAGUUUUCAUCAUGUUGAUAAUUGGCUUGAAGAAAUAAAAAAAUAUUGUAUAAAUCAAACACCUGUUUAUCUUGUUGGUACAAAAUCUGAUUUACAAUCAAAACGUGUAGUUUCUUAUUCAACAAUAAAAACAUAUAGUGAUUCAAAAAAUUUAUCUUAUAUUGAAACAAGUUCAAAAACAAAUGAAAAUAUUGAAAAUUGUUUUAUUGAUUUUGCACGAACAUUAGUUACACAUAAUGAUUAUAUGGAAAUAAAUCAAAAAACUAAACAAAUAGAACAACCAAAAAUUGAUAUACGUGAUAAAACAAACCCGGUUACAUCUGGUAGAUGUUCAGGAGAAAAUAAAUGUACCAUUUAA
Messenger RNA from Rotaria sordida, 657 nucleotides. Lineage: Eukaryota; Metazoa; Rotifera; Eurotatoria; Philodinida; Philodinidae. The record is from the annotation of a GenBank genome assembly.